UAAAGAUUCGACUAGACUGCACACGUAUAUGUGUAUAUAUAUAUGAAGCAAACCCGAUAAAAUUUAUUCAAAAUUAGUAAAGCAGCACAAUGAAGCACUUGUGGAUUAUCAGCGUUCUAAUACUAACAUACUUAUUGCUUCGGCCUGUUACGCCUGCUGGUAUCAAAAUUGGCGAUGGCGGAGAUUCAAGAUUCAAGGAAUUAUGGGACAAAUGGAUGCAAACAUUAUCGAAAUUUUUCCAAGUUACAUGUACUCUAAAAUCAUUAUGGGACUUAUUCGGUGCAAGAUUUCUCGGAACAUCACAAAAUAUGUGAGCACUGCACAUAUGAUGUCCUACCUAUUAGGACAGAUAUAAAGUUCAGUGAACAGUGUUUCUUAGACAUUGAAAUUUCAUCU
Molecule: messenger RNA, 396 nt
Organism: Trichobilharzia szidati
Lineage: Eukaryota; Metazoa; Platyhelminthes; Trematoda; Strigeidida; Schistosomatidae
Source: the annotation of a GenBank genome assembly